Chilo suppressalis (striped riceborer) is the source of this 4342-nucleotide messenger RNA. NCBI's taxonomy places the organism in Eukaryota, Metazoa, Arthropoda, Insecta, Lepidoptera, Crambidae. The record is from the annotation of a GenBank genome assembly.
AAAGAAACAAACAAAAUUGUCUAUUGUAAAAAGUCAAGAAAUUGUUGGAAAUCUAGGGUUGAUUUUAAUGUUGUUUGUGUAAAAUAAGAUCGAUAUAAGGUAUAACUACUAAAAAAAGUGCAUAUGCUGCACUAAAUAUAAUGGAGAAGAUACCAAGGACUCACGAAGGUAUUUUGUCGCAAUGCUUUCAUUACAUACUUUUCAGCCAUUUUCUGAAGGAUACAUUUUGAUCCUAUGCGCAUCAGAUGCAAACCUAAAGCGCUACGAAUAAAUUCUUUACUUGAAUUAAUGUUUUUGUAUUGGAAUUGUUAUUCAAAAGAGUCGAAACUAUUGAAGCACAAAUAAGAGAAAUUCAAUCUAAGAAAAAUGAACUACCUGAAAAUGGCUCUGGAAAGGGUGUGUCUCUUGCAGACACUUUCUAUGACAGUGAUAUUUAUGAUACUGCUGGUCAGGGGGGAAAAUCGAGGUAUGAUGGAUAUGUCACAUCAAUCGCUGCUAAUGAUGAAGUUGAAGAUGAAGAUGUAGAAAAUGUCCCAAUUGCACAGAAGAGAUCUGGUUACACAGCACCAGCUUCUUUAUUGAAUGACAUAGCUCAAAGUGAUAAAGAUUAUGAUCCCUUUGCUGAUAAAAGACGUCCAACAAUAGCAGACAGAGAAGAUGAAUAUCGCCAGAUGAGACGAAGGAUGAUUAUAUCUCCUGAACGUAUUGAUCCUUUUGCUGAAGGUGGAAAAACACCAGAUGUUGGCUCCAGAACCUAUACUGAGAUUAUGAAAGAACAGUAUCUGCGUGCAGAAGAAACUGAGUUGCGUAAAAAGCUCUUGGAAAGAGCGAGGGAGGGUACAUUAAAACCAGUUGCACAAUCAAACGGUGAAGCACCAAAAAGUGCUGCAAAACGUAAAGGCCGCUGGGAUCAGAGCUCAGAUGACACGCCAUUGGCCAAGAAGACAAUUUCUGCUACACCCAGCUCACAAGCAACUCCAUCUUGGGACACUGAGAGAGGGGCCUGGGAGGAGACUCCGGGAGCUCACGGGCGGGGCGGUGAGACUCCCGGCGCUACGCCCUCGGCACGAGUGUGGGACGCCACUCCAGGACAUAUCACUCCGGGACACGCCACUCCGGGGAGGGAAACGCCGGCUCAACACACUUCCAGGCGAAAUCGAUGGGACGAAACACCUAAAACUGAUAGAGAGACGCCAGGCCACAAUAGUGGCUGGGCGGAGACCCCGCGCACGGACCGCGGGACGGGCGUUGACACCAUACAAGAGACCCCCACGCCGGGGACCAAGCGCCGCUCCCGAUGGGACGAGACUCCCGGCGCCACGCCUGCCGCCGCCACACCGACGCCGUCCCACGCCACGCCAUCGCACGCCACGCCGUCCCACGCCACGCCUUCGCAUGCCACGCCCACGCCUCAUACGCCAGUGUUUACGCCCGGCGGGUCUACUCCUGUUGGAGUGAAAGCUAUGGCGCUCGCCACACCGACGCCCGGCCACGUCGCUGCCAUGACUCCCGAACAACUGCAAGCCUAUCGAUGGGAGAAAGAAAUAGAUGAGCGCAACAGACCUUACACGGAUGAAGAACUCGAUGCCAUGUUCCCAGCCGGGUACAAGGUUUUACCACCCCCAGCCGGUUACGUACCGAUUCGGACGCCGGCUCGUAAGCUGACCGCCACGCCUACACCGUUGGCUGGUACCCCAAUCGGAUUUUUCAUGCAGACGGAGGAAGUGGGCGGUUCGGCCGCGGCCGCUGCGCGCCUCCUAGAGCCGCAGCCUAAAGGCGCUCAACAACUGCCCUUCAUGAAGCCGGAGGACGCUCAGUACUUUGACAAACUGCUCGUGGACGUCGACGAGGACGCGCUCUCCCCAGAAGAAUUGAAAGAGAGGAAAAUCAUGAAGCUCCUGCUCAAAAUUAAGAACGGAACUCCACCGAUGUGCAAAGCAGCAUUGCGUCAAAUAACGGACAAAGCCCGUGAGUUUGGCGCGGGGCCGUUGUUCAAUCAGAUACUGCCGUUGCUCAUGAGCCCCACACUAGAAGAUCAGGAGAGACACUUGCUAGUCAAAGUUAUUGACAGAAUUCUAUACAAACUGGACGAUUUAGUGCGACCUUACGUACAUAAGAUCUUGGUCGUAAUAGAACCUCUCUUGAUCGAUGAAGACUACUACGCCCGUGUGGAAGGUCGUGAAAUUAUCUCGAAUCUGGCUAAAGCUGCCGGUUUGGCGACCAUGAUAUCUACUAUGAGACCUGAUAUUGACAACAUUGAUGAGUACGUACGAAACACCACCGCCAGAGCUUUCGCUGUGGUCGCGUCUGCAUUGGGCAUACCUUCACUACUGCCAUUCUUGAAGGCUGUGUGCAGAUCUAAAAAGUCCUGGCAGGCGAGACAUACUGGUAUCAAGAUUGUUCAACAAAUCGCUAUUUUGAUGGGUUGCGCUAUAUUACCGCAUCUCAAAUCGCUGGUAGAAAUCAUUGAACACGGAUUGGUCGAUGAACAGCAGAAAGUGCGUACGAUUACCGCCUUAGCGAGUGCGGCUCUAGCCGAAGCUGCUACACCGUACGGUAUCGAAUCGUUCGAUUCAGUACUAAAACCCCUGUGGAAAGGUAUUCGUACUCACCGCGGGAAAGGUUUGGCCGCAUUCCUCAAGGCUAUUGGUUACCUGAUCCCUCUUAUGGACGCCGAGUAUGCCAACUACUAUACGCGUGAAGUGAUGUUGAUCCUUAUUCGUGAGUUCCAGUCGCCAGACGAAGAAAUGAAAAAAAUUGUAUUGAAGGUGGUGAAACAAUGUUGCGGUACAGACGGUGUGGAACCACAGUAUAUAAUGGACGAAAUUCUGCCGCAUUUCUUCAAGCACUUUUGGAACCAUCGUAUGGCUCUCGAUAGACGUAACUAUCGACAGCUUGUCGACACCACUGUCGAAAUUGCCAAUAAGGUUGGUGCAUCAGAAAUCAUAAACAGAAUAGUGGAUGAUCUCAAAGACGACAAUGAACAAUACAGGAAAAUGGUAAUGGAAUCCAUUGAAAAGAUACUCGCUAACUUGGGCGCCGCUGAUAUUGACUCGAAACUGGAAGAAGCUCUCAUUGACGGCAUAUUAUACGCAUUCCAAGAACAGACUACGGAGGAUGUGGUGAUGCUGAACGGGUUUGGUACAAUAGUGAAUCAACUGGGCAAGCGCGUGAAACCAUACCUACCACAAAUUUGUGGUAUCAUUCUGUGGCGUAUGAAUAAUAAAUCCGCCAAAGUGCGACAACAAGCGGCUGAUUUAAUUUCUAGAAUAGCAGUAGUUAUGAAGACGUGUCAAGAGGAAAAGUUGAUGGGUCACUUGGGCGUAGUAUUAUACGAAUAUCUGGGUGAAGAAUAUCCAGAGGUACUCGGUUCAAUUUUGGGAGCGUUAAAAGCUAUUGUCAACGUUAUUGGUAUGACGAAAAUGACUCCGCCCAUUAAAGAUUUACUACCUAGACUCACACCUAUUCUUAAAAACAGACACGAGAAAGUACAAGAAAAUUGCAUUGAUUUAGUUGGCCGUAUCGCAGACAGAGGUCCAGAGUUUGUAUCAGCGCGUGAAUGGAUGAGAAUAUGCUUUGAACUUUUGGAGCUUUUGAAGGCACACAAAAAAGCCAUUAGGAGAGCAACUGUGAACACUUUUGGUUAUAUCGCCAAAGCUAUUGGUCCGCACGACGUAUUGGCAACUCUGCUCAAUAAUUUGAAAGUUCAAGAACGACAAAACAGGGUUUGCACUACUGUGGCUAUCGCCAUUGUCGCCGAGACUUGUUCACCUUUCACAGUAUUGCCUGCGUUAAUGAACGAAUACAGAGUCCCAGAGCUAAACGUCCAAAAUGGAGUCUUAAAAUCUCUCUCCUUCUUAUUUGAAUAUAUUGGUGAGAUGGGCAAGGACUACAUCUAUGCUGUAUGCCCGUUACUUGAAGAUGCCCUGAUGGACAGGGAUUUGGUGCAUCGUCAAACGGCGUGUGCUGCCAUAAAGCAUAUGGCUCUGGGUGUUUACGGGUUCGGAUGCGAAGACGCGCUCAUUCAUUUACUGAACCACGUGUGGCCGAACAUAUUCGAGACGUCGCCGCAUCUGGUGCAGGCCUUCAUGGACGCGGUGGAAGGAAUGCGCGUCGCUUUAGGACCCGUCAAGAUACUGCAGUACGCUUUACAGGGUUUGUUCCAUCCUGCAAGAAAAGUUCGUGAUGUUUACUGGAAGAUUUACAACACCCUGUACAUAGGAGGACAGGACGCGUUAGUGGCCGGCUACCCUAGAAUACAAAACGAUCCCAACAAUCAUUAUCUUAGAUACGAAUUAGACUAUUUGUUGUAACAAGGUUAUUUAUAAGCGUCUUACAUGGA